Bacillus rossius redtenbacheri is the source of this 1152-nucleotide messenger RNA. RefSeq lists its product as uncharacterized. The transcript has 3 exons. Bases 1 to 1152 code for a protein of 383 amino acids. The record is from RefSeq and is a predicted model, not a curated record. NCBI's taxonomy places the organism in Eukaryota, Metazoa, Arthropoda, Insecta, Phasmatodea, Bacillidae.
AUGGCGAAAUUCAGGGCCUGGCUGCACUUCCAGGAAAAAGAAAAGAAUGCAGCAGAGCAGCGAGAGGAGGAACAGGAGCGACAAGCUGAAUGGACCAUGCAGCGGAAACGGCAGCGAACAACAGCGCCAGCAGUCAGGCCACCUGAAAUCGCGGUUACAAAUCGCUUCGCCACGCUCGCGGAGGCAGACGCGUCCCGACCCACGGCAGGGCCCUCCAGCGCCCCCUCUCCACCCGCUCCAGCUCCGACCAAUCAGGGCGCAGCCGCCCCCUCCACCCGCACCCCGCGUGCCUCAGGACCGCGCAAACACGCGCUCAGGCUGGUCGUUCCAGACCAGUCUCUCUACAGCCAGCUGGUGGCUCGCGUGCGAUCUCUCGCCCCAGGGGCCGCGCAGAUUUCUCUCGUGCGCGAGGGCCUGCAGAUCGCGUGCGAACACUUGCAGGCAUACCAAUCUCUCAAAAAAUACCUUGAUUCAGUGCCAGUCCCGUACUACACUUUCUGUACAGCCUCUGAGUUGCCUCAGAAAGUUGUUGUCCGCAUGCCGCGCGCCACGCCAACGGAAUCAAUCCGAGAAGACUUGGAGGCACGGACCACCCACGCACUUAUCGCAGACGCCGGCGCAGACGCCGCGUCAGCACCGCUUAUCGCGCCCACCCAGGGCGCGCACAGACACGGCGAGACGACCGCCUCUCCCAGCACGCCGCGCGCCAACAAACCGAGAAAACACUCACUGAGGCUGAUUGUUCCAGACCAAAGUCUGUACAACCAGCUCGUGUCGCGCAUGAGAGUGCUGGCCCCCGGGGGCGCGCAGAUUUCGCUCGCGGCACUCAACCCCCCGCAAACACAAACACGAAACAUACAGCUUCCUAUUCCCAUGAAAAACCCGCCGAUCCAGCCCACCGCAACUCCAAAAUCACCCCCCUCCCCUCCAUCCCUCCCCACCCCCGGACCAUCUCCCUCAGGCGACUGCGCUGGCAUCCAAUCCUCACUUUCCGACCUCCGAGACCUCAUGAAUUUCCUCCGUGACGCCAACUUCGUGGCCUUUAUGGCCCACAUGAAACCAUACAUGCUCCUCGCCAACUCAGUCGCCGACUCAUCCAUGAAGACCCUCCUGCUCGUGCAGGCCCUGACGACUUUCAUGGGCUGCGAGUAA